This is a messenger RNA of Thecamonas trahens ATCC 50062, 929 nucleotides long. Its product is annotated as enoyl-CoA hydratase. Gene Ontology annotation, cellular component: mitochondrion. Bases 1 to 861 code for a protein of 286 amino acids. Lineage: Eukaryota; Apusomonadida; Apusomonadidae. The record is from RefSeq and is a predicted model, not a curated record. Gene Ontology annotation, biological process: fatty acid beta-oxidation. Gene Ontology annotation, molecular function: enoyl-CoA hydratase activity. The transcript is spliced from 2 exons.
AUGUUUGUUGCGCGUACCGCCAUUGCUGCCGCCCGUGCUGGAGCUGGACCGUCUGUGGGCGUUGUGGGAGCGUCUGUGGUGGGAGGGGUGAGCCGCCCGCUGGUGGCCACCCUCUUCUCGGCUGCCCAGUCGUCCUACGAGCACAUUGUGGCCUCGGUGGAGCGGGAGGGGACUGUUGGCCUCGUCCGCCUUAACCGGCCCAAGGCUCUCAACGCGCUCUGCUCGCCGCUGUUUGAGGAGCUCAAUGAGGCGCUCGCCAACUUUGAUGCGGACCCGAAGAUCGGCGCCAUGGUGGUGACCGGGUCGGACAAGGCCUUUGCUGCUGGCGCCGACAUCUCGGAGAUGGCCGACAAGGAGUUUGCGGGCGUGUUUGCCGGCAAGUUCCUCUCGUCGUGGGACGCCAUCACCAAGCUGACCAAGCCGGUCAUUGCCGCCGUCAACGGCUUUGCGCUCGGCGGUGGGUGCGAGCUCGCCAUGAUGUGCGACUUUAUUAUCGCCGGCGACAAGGCUCAGUUUGGCCAGCCGGAGAUCAAGCUCGGCACCAUCCCCGGCGCCGGCGGCACCCAGCGCCUGACCAAGGCCAUCGGCAAGUCGAAGGCCAUGGACCUCUGCCUCACGGGCGACUUUAUGGACGUCCAUGAGGCCAAGUCGUACGGCCUCGUCGCCCGCAUUGUGCCCGCCGACGAGCUUGUCGACUCCUCGCUCGACACUGCCGCCAAGAUCGCCGGCUACUCGCAGAUUGCCAACGCCAUGGUGAGGCUGUCAACGCCUCGUUCGAGACCACACUCGCCGAGGGCCUGCACAUGGAGAAGCGCCUCUUCCACGCCACCUUUGCCACCGCCGACCAGAAGGAGGGCAUGAAGGCGUUCCUCGAGAAGCGUAAGGCCGAGUUCAAGCACCAGUAGAGUGUUAAACUGCGAGGAGCUCGC